Molecule: messenger RNA, 4803 nt
Organism: Austrofundulus limnaeus
Lineage: Eukaryota; Metazoa; Chordata; Actinopteri; Cyprinodontiformes; Rivulidae
Gene: ppp1r18
Product: protein phosphatase 1, regulatory subunit 18
Molecular function (GO): phosphatase binding
Source: RefSeq, a predicted model, not a curated record
AACACGUUUUUCCCGCGAUAUUUGUUUAUUUUACGGUUCUGGAGGAGUUUGCGUGGAGAAGAGGAGCACAUUAAGUGGGGAUGUAAAGAAGACCUGAAAGCUUGACAGUUCCCUAAUGCUGUGUGAGGAAGACUCUUGAUAUUUAUCCAAAGAGAGGUGCACUUUUUUUCUUCUUCUUCUUUCUGGUGUUAUGUCUGUCUCCUCCCUGCCAGAAUGGAAACAACUUCUUCUGGAGAGAAAGAGGAGAGAGGAGGAGGAGCGAGAGAGGAGAGARAAAGAAGAGGAGAAGAAGUUAGCCAGCAUGCCGGCAUGGAAGCGAGGGCUCAUUCAGAGGAGGAAGGCCAAGCAGGAGAACCCUGGGGACAGGGAUAAGGACAUCAGCCUGCUGCAGGUGGACCUCCGACCUCCCUCGGAUGCUCUGAGCGACACCGACAGCUCUAUUACAGUCAAUCUGGGAAGUGACCCAUCUCUCAGUCCAGAUCCGGGGCAGUGGCUGGAUGCGGAGGCCAAACUUGUCAGCCAGGUGUCCGUGGAGACCAUAGUACCCGUCCACGAAAAUCCAUUUAUCCGUACGCAGAGCGUGUGGAGGAAAGGCAGGGAAGCAGAUGUUGGGAAUGAUCUGGAAGUCAAGGAGAAACCAAGUCCCAGGUGUCAAGAUGUGGAGACGGGGAGAGGACGAGAUAUAGACCUGAAAAUAGAGAGGUUUAGGGAUUUAAGUCAGGGAUGGGAUAAAGAGAAAAGCUGGGAUCGAAGCCUAGGAAGAGAAAGAGAAAACAGCCAAGAUGGACUCGAAAAAGAGAAAAAGCAGCAAAAAGAGUUUGUUAAUGAUGCGAGGGAGCCGGACAAAGAAAACCACCCAUCGUCUGGUACGUUCCCCCUCUCCGGUCCUUGUCUUCGGACCAUCCGGGCUGACAACAUCAUCAUCAUCGAACAGGACAGAGGAGGGAUCGACGAGCAGAGGGGGAGGACAGAGGAGGACCAGCAGGGGAAGAGGGGGAUGAAGAUGGACCUGAGGGAGAUUCUGGCAGGAGGAGGAAGCGUCACCGAGAUCCGAGCCUCCGAAGUUCUGAUCAUAAAGCCUUUAGCYGGCCCCGAGGAGAGGACUCAAGGAGGAAAGGGCAGGGAGGACGGGGAAAUGAAGGGCGGCAUGGAGAGUUUGGGAAGGGAGCUCAGGUCGGACAUGUCCUGGCUGAGAGAAAAGGAGAAGGAGAGACCUUGGGGCCAGGCCACGGUUAUCAAUAAAGACAACAGGAAGGACCUCUCAGAUGACUGCGUGUUUGUCGAGAGGGGAGGAAGGGUAAGCCAGUUGCUGAGUAAAUUCGGAGAACACCCAAAGCCUCCAUCUCGAUCCAAAAGCUCGGAUAAUUUCCUCCAGGCAGGGUGGAGAAAGUACUCAAGCGAUCUCGAUGAACAAUCUGAAGAGAGGAAGAGUGAUGGGAAGAACCUGAUGAUGAAGAGCGUGCCAAAACGCUCGUUCAGCUUCUCCGAUCGAGUCAUCGGCGCCGUGGAGAACGGCGACGAAACAUGUUACAAGAGGAUGCACGCUGAUAGAGGCGCGGCGCCGUGGGUGGAUGCAGUGGCAAAACCCAGGCUGGGGUGCGCACGACUUUUAGACCGAGAGCGCUUCGGAAAACAGAGAGAUGCUAAAACUGAGGAGGAUAAGGGAGGAGCGUUGCACAAAUGGGAGGCAGAAAUGUGGAAAAAACACAGGAUUGUCAAGAAAGUGGAUUCCCUCGAUAAGGGAGCUGCCGAGAACGCAGGAGACGCAGAAGGCGACCGAGGGUUCACUGUGGCAUUGGCAAAAAACACGGAGAGAAUAUCAUUCGCAAGGAAAGUGACAAUCAGGCAGGAUGGGAGAGCAAGAGCUGAAAGGGAAGUGAGGCAACCUACAAGGGAGAGGAGUUUGGACAAAGACUUGGAGACAGGGGGACAGACCGACACUCAGGUUCUGAGGGAAGAUGAAAGUAAAACCCCUCCUGAAGGUUUCGACGGCRGCGCCACAUCAGGAGAGCUGCUCAGUCCCAAUGAAGCACAACACAGACAUGAUCCAGUUUGUACUGAGAGCUCCAGUUUUCCUUUCACCGAUCAGGUCCACCAACGAGGGAAGGAGUGGAGUGGUACAGGACCAGAAGUACCUUAUCUGACGCACUCAGUUCUGUCCCAACAAACGGAGCAUCUUAUAAGCAAAAUAGAAAAACUGGGAGACACGACUGUUUACAUGAACGAGAGAGGAGAAAGAGUUUACAAAUCUGCACCUGAAAUGACCAAAGAGAACCAACAGGAGACCCCAAGAUCCCCAAGAAGGAUCGCACCUGCUGGGAUCCCUCAAGUUCCUCUGGAGAUUCAGAUCCCCAGGUCUGUGUUUUACGUCGCCGAAGACGUGUCGGAUACGAAAAAGAACGAGUGUCGGAGCAUCGACAGGCCGGACUGUGACGGAGGCCAGAAGGUGGAGAGGAGGGACAGCUGGAGGAUCGGGAAACCUCUGAGCCGCAUCGAGUCCCUGCGAGAGAAAAUCCGUCAGAGAGAGCUGGAGAAGUGGAGGCAGAGGGAGGCCCGGGACGGAGAUGGGAGUGAAGCUGCAGAGGCCUGCGACACCCAGACAGGUGAGGACAGGUACGAGCAGAGGGGAAGUGAAAUCGAAAAGGAACGGGAAGCCGUGGCUUGUGUGCAGAUGUGGCCGACCGAGGCAGAGAUGGGGCAGGAAGAGGCAGCAGAGCAGACAUCCACGGCUGACUGUGACGUCAAACGGGAAGUUGGCGUGUUGAAAACGUACCCUCAGCUUCCUGUUUCUGUCACACACUCACAAGACGACAGAGGAGAGGAAGUGACAGGCGAGUGCGCCUCUGCCGCUGCCUCUGAGGUAACCUCUGAUAGCUCCCAGAUAUCCGAGGAUGAAGACGACCCCCUGAAAUAUGUAGAGGAGCAGCUGGGGCACCAAAGGGGUCGAUACGAAAGUGAGGAAGAGGAGGACGAAAAGGACCUCUCAAAAGAGGAGGUGAGAAACCACACACCUAUCGAUUCUACACCACCAAUCUCCUCUUCACCGCCUCUUCCCAGCACCCUGGCAGCCAUGAGCCGGAUCUACAAUCUGAAGACUGUGGGUUCCAGAUCGGCGCUCUGUCUGCGGGACAAAGCGGUGGACGUCCCCUCGCCUCUGCACCUCGUUAAGGUGAAGCCGCUCGUUUCGAACUCACAGGGGGACGGUAAAACACUGACGGUUGAGGACGUCUGCGGGGUUCAGAGGCAGAUAGAGCAGUUUCACCUGAAAGAGCAGGAAGUUCAGAAGCCAUGCACGAACACUUCUUCAAAAGACAGAGAAACGAAAGGUCAUCAAAGCCCAAAAGCAGCGUCGAUGCACCUGAAGAAGGAAAAGGUGGAUUCGCCAGAACUGAACCCCAAAGAGUCUCCUCAGGGUGUCUGUUCCCCAACGUCUCAGCUCAAGCAAACCAUUGCCGUCACCCCUUCGUUUGUCAGGAGCCAGUCUCYGGACAAUUCGCUAAAACCCACCAACUGUGCUCCGACUCCAGCCUCCUCCCCGAGCUCGCCAUCUCCAGCCAACUCGCCCAUCGCCUCCCCAUCGCCCAGCCCGUCGCCGAAGCCCUUCACCAUCAGGAGUGCUGCGGGGGGUCAAGUGAAGAGAGGCGCCACCAUUACAAUCACCCCAAAAAAGCCUGCUGUGGGGUUGACGACGGCCUCCCCGCCACGGCCGACACCAGAAUCCACGAAAGGCCCAACACCGCAAAUGACCCCUACCGUAGAUGAACCAGCCAAGAAGAGGUACCCGGCUGCGGAGGAAAUUGAGGUGAUCGGUGGAUAUCAGAAUCUGGAGAAGUCCUGUUUGGUCAAGAAUAAAGUGACCCCAAAAAGGGUGAAGGUGUGUUUCGACGAGGACCAGCUGGAGCAGGUGUGUGAGUACCCGUCAGAGAACUCCCUGCUGGAGAGGAAGGAGAGGCUGCAGGGAGAGGAGGYGCGUGAGGACGAAGGAGAAGUUGURUUCAAGAGCAUGAAGAGCGUGGAGAUCAGCGUGGGUCAGUGUCACCCCCGUCUCAGAAAGCACAACGUGUAGCGGGAUGACGUUUCCAGUGGAUAAAAUGUUACGAAAUGUUCAAAGUCAGGUCAAAACCUUUCUGUAAAAAUGAUCAUUUACGAAUCCCAUGAAAAGAACGGACCCAAUUAUACCAGUUGUGUCAUUUUUUACAACUUUAUUUGUAAAUUCAUUGAAUUAACRAUAAAAAAAGUGAAAUAUUGAUGCCAGCAAUGAAACAGAUCUUACUUUGACCAAAUUUAAAGGUUCGUUUUUGGCUGUUUUGCCACUGAAUUGGCAAGUUUAUGUGGUAAAACAAAAUUAAUAAAAAUAAGUAGCUCACAAUUAGGACAUUUAACACUCUGCCUCAGUAACUAAAYGUUUUUCAACAGCUCUGUCUUUCAUGGGAUUUGUUCUUAUUAUACAAAAUACAAAACAGUGAGUUUCUGAUGUAAACUCCAAAAAAAUCCCCCAUUUUCAUUGUUUUGUAGGUCAAAUGGCAGCAGGUACGAUGGGGAAAGCUUAGUAAAUUAAUACACCAAAGAACUAAGAUUAACUUGCAAAUAUUUAUAAAUGGGACUGGAUCUCGGCAACCAGAAAACCAUAAACAUUACUGUUUUUCAAAUGGGAAGAUCCAAUAAAAACUCAGAUUAAAACUAAAUAUAUUCACCAUAUUUUCCUUCCGUCUCCAUCUCUCUGUGCUUCAGGUGAAAUCUCAAGAUUUCAUUAAGAAUUAUGUUUGUAGAAAAUGAAACGUUUGGUUUCAUCCGGGAACGAAA